AUGGAUCGCCACCACCCUGUCGACGCUCUCCUCCUCACCUCUCCACCAACCACCACACCACCUACCAACUGGCGGAGGCGGCGGAGGCCGAUCCAGGUACGAGUACGAACCUACCACCUCCGCCGCCACCUGUCCUCCUCCUUCCGCCUCCUCUUCCUCACCCCCAUCCCCAAUCCUCGAUUCCAAUCACUACUCCCACCCCCACCAUUCCUCCCUCCGCCGCCGUCCCCGCGCGCCGGAGGCGGCGCCGCCGCUCCUCCGGCAACCACGGCAUGGGGAGACGACAGGGCGCCCCUACUCUCGCCUACCACCCUCCCACGAUCCCUUCCCCCAUCACCCUCCUCCGACCGCCUCCGCAGCCCCUAUCCCCAGAGCACACCGAUUGCGUGCCCUAUCCCGCGAAUUCGACCACCCUUCCCGUCCCUCGCCGUCCGGCUCGCGAGGGAGGUUUCGCCCCGGGAGUUCUGGGCGGCGGCGGCGGUUUUCGAGAGGGCUAGGGCCGAUUAG
Ananas comosus (pineapple) is the source of this 507-nucleotide messenger RNA. Its product is annotated as vegetative cell wall protein gp1-like. The coding region runs from base 1 to 507 and encodes 168 amino acids. The record is from RefSeq and is a predicted model, not a curated record. The transcript has a single exon. NCBI's taxonomy places the organism in Eukaryota, Viridiplantae, Streptophyta, Magnoliopsida, Poales, Bromeliaceae.